Molecule: messenger RNA, 5975 nt
Organism: Alosa sapidissima (American shad)
Lineage: Eukaryota; Metazoa; Chordata; Actinopteri; Clupeiformes; Clupeidae
Gene: sh3pxd2b
Product: SH3 and PX domains 2B
Exons: 15
Coding region: 247-2976 (909 amino acids)
Biological process (GO): superoxide anion generation
Cellular component (GO): cytoplasm
Molecular function (GO): protein binding; phosphatidylinositol binding; superoxide-generating NADPH oxidase activator activity
Source: RefSeq, a predicted model, not a curated record
UAGGCUGGGAGUUUUGGUCCAGGCCCGGGCCAACAAACAGGACGGGGGAAAGAAAGCAGGAGCAGCCGAAUGUGUUACAGGAAACUCGACGUGGACUAUGCACAUGAAUUAAACGCAGGCGAGAGCUUUUGUACGCGAUUCGCACACGCGAAUGAUAACUGGAGUGAGUGAGGAUACUUUGGAUUUAGUUCGGAUCGCUGCUCAGCUGGAGCGCAAUUUUUAGUGCAUUUCACGUUUGACUGCAUCAUGCCGAGGCGGACCGUUCACGAAGUAACAGUCCAAGAUGUGCAGAAGAGGAGAAAUCCCAGCAAACACUAUGUUUACCUUAUCAAAGUCUGCUGGUCCGAUGGCAGCACUGAGGUCAUCUACAGAAGAUACAGUAAAUUCUUCGAUCUACAGAUGGAACUUCUGGACAAGUUCCCUGUGGAAGGUGGACAGAAGGAUCCAAAGCGCAGGAUCAUCCCUUUCUUACCAGGAAAGAUCCUGUUCAGAAGGAGUCACAUCAGAGAUGUUGCCAUGAAAAGACUGAGGCCCAUCAAUGAGUACUGCAGGGCACUCAUCCAGCUACCGGUCUACAUCUCCCAGUGCGAGGAAGUGCGUGUGUUCUUUGAGACUCGACCUGAGGACCUCAACCCCCCCUCUGAAGAGCCUGUUGGAAAAAAGAAGUCAGGCAUUGUGGAGAGAGCAGCUUCUUUCAUAAAGAGAGGAGGAGACUCUAGUGGAGCAGAUGGGCUGGUUCUGGACCAGUAUGUGGCCGUCACCGACUACGAGAAGCAGGAGAGCUCAGAGAUCAGCCUGCAUGUGGGCCAGGUGGUGGAGGUCAUUGAGAAGAAUGAGUCUGGAUGGUGGUUCGUGAGCUCAGAGGAUGCCCAAGGUUGGGUCCCGGCCACCUGUCUGGAGGCACAGGAUGACCCUGAUGAUUUCUCUAUGCCUGGAGAAGAAGUGCGCCGGAGGUACUGGUCACUGCCCAGGCACGUGGGCCGCCGACGAACGUUAGGGGAUCUGCUCAGCACAGGCUGGGGGCAAGAGGAGAAGUAUUCUGUGAUCUACCCGUACGCGGCCCGAGAUCAAGACGAGAUUGACCUGGAGAGGGGCAUGAUUGUGGAGGUCAUCCAGAAGAAUCUGGAGGGAUGGUGGAAGAUCAGGUACCAGGGGAAGGAGGGCUGGGCCCCCGCCUCCUACCUGAAGAAGGCCGACAUUCUGAGCCAGAAGAUAGCCGCUGGGGUGGCAGCACAUGUCAGCACCAACGACCUGGAGGGCGUCUCCAAGCAGCAGAAGGAUCAGAACAAGGAGAACCAACAAGGCUUCUCUCCGUUCCCAGAGAAGAACAAGCACAAAGCAGGCCAAAGACAGAGACCACCACCACGUCGUGAUCUCACCAUCCCUCGGGGGCAGAACCUACCCAAGCCACCAGUGCCUCCGCAGGUGGAAGAGGAGUAUUACACCAUUGCAGACUUCCAGACCACAAUCCCAGACGGCAUCAGCUUCCAGGCAGGCAUCAAAGUGGAGGUGAUUGAGAAGAACUCCAGUGGUUGGUGGUACAUCCAGAUUGACGAGAAAGAAGGCUGGGCCCCCAUGACCUUCAUAGACAAGUACAAGAAGACCAGCAAUGCCUCCCGGCCCAACUUCCUGGCGCCUCUGCCCAAUGAGAUGGCACAGAUGAAGCUGGAGGAUGGUGCUGCCAACAACGGUGCCCCAGACGACAACUGGUCCAAGCCCUUGCCGGAUGAGCCAUCGGUUACCGUCGACUUCGCCGCUCGGCCUAAACUGCGGGAUUGGAAGUCGGGUGCUGGCAAGAGUCCAGCGUUCUCGGGUCCACUUCCCCCGGCGCCAGCCUCGCCUCCCGUGGAGGAGAAACCAGCGCUGCCCCCCCGCAGGGAGUCCAUCAACAAGAGUAUGGACAGCGAAGUGGUGGUGGAGAAGCCCCGCAUCCCUGACCUGUCCAAGCCCCUGCCACCGAAGCCACCCGUCCCCGGGGUUAUCAUGCCCUUGGUGGCACCCAAGUCGGCUCCCUUGAAGCCGGACAAGCCGCCCGAGCCCAAGCGGGGCGAGGAGAAGAGCAAGGCACUGCACCUCCGCAAUGAGAUGGGCCUGGAGUGUGGCCACAAGGUGUCCGCCAAGGAGGUCAAGAAAUUCAACCUGAAGCCCGUGCCCAAGCAGCCGCCCAAGCCCAAGCCGGAGCCGGCCGAGGAGAAGGCGGAAGCCGUCCCUCCAGCACCCUUCCUCAAGCCCAAGCCCAUGAUCCGACCCAAACCAGUCCCAGCGGCCAAGCCCGAGGUGGCGGCAGAGAACAAGCUGGACAUCACUAACUUGCGGAGCAAGCUGCGACCGUCCAAACCUGCCGAACCUCCCGGCGCGGCAAAUUCAGAAGCGGCUGCGCAUAAUGAGCCCUCAUCACCCGUCAGCGUGGUCUUGAACAACAGCAGAUCCGCUGACGAGCCUAGGUGUCCUCCGAAGCAGCAGAACGGCCACGACGCCCCGGUUCCCCCGAGGCCGGCCGCCAAAGAGCCUCCGCAGAGGCCCAUGGCCGCACCCCGCCGACCCCCUCCACCCAAGAAGACCGAUGAACCCUCCAGCCCAACCGAGACCAAACCCCCUGCGAAAGAGGACAGGAAACCCUCCGCCCCACCUCCCCAGAGCCGGCCACCUCCUCCCAAACCCAAGGCGCCUCCUAUCAAAGACAAGGAGAAAGAGGAGCCAAAGGCCAGAAUGCCCAUUCCGCCCAAACCGCAGGUGAAGAGCGAGAAGCCAGGCCCGCCACGGGACAAGCUCCCGCCGCUCAUCAAAGACCCGUCCAAGGAGGAGCUCUUCCUGGCCGUGGCCGACUUCGACGGCGAUGACCAGACGCCCAGCUUCCGUGAGGGGACCGUCUUCGAGGUGAUGGAGCGUGACAACAGCGGCUGGUGGUUCUGUAAAAACAUCGUGACCGUGACGGAGAGCUGGAUACCCUCCAACUAUCUAACCAAGAAACAUUAGGUGCUGGAUUGAUAUCAGCCGUUUCUAAACAAGCAAACAAACAAAAACAAAAAAAAAGUAUUAAUACUCAAUAUAUUUAAUUAGCUGUUUUAUUUAUAGGUACCUUUUUAAAUCGGAGCCUGUUUUAAACAUUCCAUCUUUCAAAUUUAGUUUGAAUUUAUCGUUUUUUUAGCGGGCAGAGUGAGACGUCCGAACAGGAGGAAAAACAUUUGUGUAUUUGUACUCAUCACCAUUUGUGCCAUAUGUUAAUCAAGCCUAUAAUAUUUUUGAUGUGUAUCACAAAACUCUAAUAGACUAGCAAUAUAUCUGGCCUACUUCCCUUGACAUUGUGCCUCAGCGAAAUAUGCAAAAUGUUGCUUUUAUAUAUGCAAUUGAUUUAGUUUCUCUAGAAUAUGUUUACGGAGGUCAAAACAAUGCAGUAGUUUAGGAAAUUAGAAGAGCAAAGCCUUACAGUGCUAUCAGCUGCAGCAAAAAUAUAUAGAUAAACCAUCAUGCCCUUUUGUUAACACACUAAAGAGAAAAAGGUCAAACGGAAGACACUUACCAAGACUUUUCAGGUGCUAUGGACAGCUGAAUCAACUCAGUGUCAAGUGCUUUAAAGUAUAGUAGCGAUGUGACGUUUUGUUUGUUGUUUAUUUGUUUGUUUGUUUAGGGUGGGAAGCUUGUUUGGUGGUUUAGGGGUUGGGGGGUUUCUAAUCAACAUUAUGUGAAUACCAGUUUUGGUUUCUUUUUUUUGUUUUUAAUGCAUGGGUUAUUGCAAUGAUUGAUGUGCACUCUUCAUAUUCUGCACAGUGGCGUACAGUGAGAAUGAAGAACCGUGUAGACAAUUGAAUCAGUAAUGAUGGUGUUCCAGUGAGGUACAGUACAUGACCAUGAAACGUUUACAGUCGAAGAAAAGAAACAAUAACCCUACAAGUGUUUUUAGUUGUCUUGAACAUUUUUCGGUGAACUAGAAAAUGCUACAGUUAAAGCAUUUAUUGUAAAAUAAUAGAGUGAAACAUCGGAAAUUGUUUUUUGGUGUUGCCUAGCAUUGCUUGUCAACCUUACCAUAAGGUUUUUAAGAUGUUUUACAAACAUGACUGUGUGAGCUUGACUGGUUUCAAGUAAAUAUUUGGUAUCACAGUUAUAUUUUGUUAAUUUUAACUGUAGUUAAAGCAUUUUUAAAAAAAUGUUGUCAACUGACAUAAUAUUUUAUUUAGCUAUGUUGUGUUUUUGUAAGUUUUCUUGUUUUUGUACCUGAGGAGAUAAAUGAGAGAAUUAAGGAAUGGUUGGUUCUUUGAGAGUACCUGACAAAGCUGGGAGCUUUCCCAUCUUUGCUAUAGAUGUUUUGGUAACAUUUUACUAAGACCCUCUAUCAUUAGACUGAUAUAACCAUGCCAUAAACAUGUUGCAUGACAUGACAGCCAAUGGCAGGAUAUGGUUUCCAUCAUAAUAAUCAAUAUUCAGUGAUAUGACAUUGUCAUAUUACAAUUAAUGGUCUCCUAAAUGGAAGAUUGGGAUGACACAUUUAGUGUCUCUAUCUUGUACUAAGUAUCCCACCAACAUUCAGAUUUCACAUUCAGAUGUGGAACUUGCUUCUGCACCCAUCUCAAUAGGUCCAAGAGAUGUGAAAAUGUUAUACACCAAGAUAUUACUCACCAAUAAGCGGUCAUGGUAUCAAAUGUUUUGAAAGCGGUCAUGAGAGUUACCAGUAAAUGUCACGACAUGGGACACUGACUUUUAUGACAUCUUAUUGCGGAGUACGCCACCUGCCAGCACAUCUUUAUGGCAUGGUUACAGUUGUUUGAAAAGGUUUGGAUACCCUUCUGGAAAUGACAUAUGUAUUUGUCGAUCUCUAAAGUAAAGUAGGUUAUGGCCUUAAGAAAAGUUAAGAAUUAACAGUUACAGGCACUGUGAAAAGUCUCUUGACUCCUUUUUCACCUCAAAAAUCAACAAAAUACAAAAUACUUUACACAGGGGUGCACAACCUUUUGCAUACAACUUGAUGUCUGUCUUAUGCUUGAUGGGUAAUCACCUGCGCUCCUGGUUGCUUUGAUUUUAUUCCAUGCUACAUUUUGACUGCACUCACUGCUUCUCCAGAGGUGGUGUUAAAGUAACACAAUGUAGAAAUUCCCCUUUUUGUCACUUGACAAUGUACCGUAAUUUUCCAACUAUUAGCCGCGGUUUAUACAUUGAUUUUGCAAAAUUUCCUCAGCUAUGAGGUUAGUACACGGGGGCAGUUAAUAUGGCAUUAAUAUGGUUUCAGUUUUUAACUUGCAUAAAACAUUGUCCUGCGGUUUAUACACAAUGUGGCUAAUACACAGGAAACUACUGUAUAAGGUACCCAUUCAGCGCUAAGGGGGUGCCCAAUAUAUCACAAACUGACAAAAAAAGGGUCAUGUUCCUGGUUGGAAAAACAAAGCUACAUAGUUCAGUACCGGGUGUUCUGGACACACAUCAGCAUAGACAGACACACAGUUUGGUAUUUAAAAAGCCUGCAUAUCAUCAAAAUGAGUUUGAAGCCAUUAUUUUAAGGUAAAAUAUAUACAUUGUGUUGCUUUAAGGAUGUUCAAGCAAACUUUCCUCUGGAGGCAUUUCAUGCUUUUUGCUUCUUGUAAACAGAAAAACACCUCAUCUAUGUUCACAAGAAUAUACAGCUAAGUCUAAUUCAGGGUUAUGGGUAUUGCAUUUAUGCAAACGAAAAUGAAUGUUUCAGUGAUGGAUGUGUUACAUAUGGAUUCCUGUGAUGGUCAGAGGGGAUUGUGGAAAAGGUAAGAGUAAGUUGUGUGUAUUUGUAUGUCAGCGAGUUAUAAAAACAGACGAAUUGAUAUAUUUUUCAAACUGUUCCAAAGUAAUGCAUUGGGUGUUCCUUGUGUUUACAUCCAUCCCUGUACAAUCCAAUCUGAGUACUGUAACUUUUACAGCUUUACCUGUACUGCCACUGUUACAACAUUUCAAUUAUUUUCCCUUUUUAUUGCUACUAUAAAGCAUAAAUAAACAUUUCCAUUUGUCCAAAGGCA